This is a messenger RNA of Brassica napus (rape), 952 nucleotides long. RefSeq names its product rac-like GTP-binding protein ARAC3. Lineage: Eukaryota; Viridiplantae; Streptophyta; Magnoliopsida; Brassicales; Brassicaceae. Gene Ontology annotation, molecular function: protein kinase binding; GTP binding; GTPase activity. The record is from RefSeq and is a predicted model, not a curated record. Bases 155 to 742 code for a protein of 195 amino acids. Gene Ontology annotation, biological process: actin filament organization; regulation of cell shape; establishment or maintenance of cell polarity. Gene Ontology annotation, cellular component: plasma membrane; cell cortex; cytoplasmic vesicle. The transcript has 7 exons.
AGAGUCGAAAAGUCUGCCAGAGACUUUUGAGUUUCAGACUUUCAGCUGCUGUUCUUUUGUCUCCUAGCUGCCUAAAGAGCAUCUCUCUCUCUCUCUCUCUCUCUCUCUCUCUCUGCCCAAAUCAAAAGGAGGGUUUAAAGUCAACGGCGAGAAGAUGAGUGCUUCAAGGUUAAAGUGUGUCAUCGUCGGUGACGGCGCCGUCGGCAAGACUUGUCUACUCAUUUCCUACACUAGAAACACUUUCCCCACCGGUGAUGUGUCAAAUGUUUUUGAUAAUGUCUGCGCCCAUGUGAUUGUCGAUGGGAGCACCAUCAACUUGGAAUUGUUUGACACUGCAGGACAAGAUGACUACAACAGACUAAGACCAUUAAGCUAUCCAUGUACUGAUGUCUUCUUGCUCGCAUUCUCUCUUGUUAACAAAGCGAGCUAUGAAAAUGUUGCUAAAAAGUGGGUUCCUGAACUCAGACAUCAUGCUCCUGAUGUUCCCAUCGUACUUGUUGGAACAAAGCUCGAUGCUCGAGAUGAUAAGCAGUACUUUCUUGAGCACCCUGAAGCUGUUCCUAUAUCUACUGCUCAGGGUGAAGAACUAAAGAGGCUUGUUGGAGCUUCUGCUUAUAUAGAAUGCAGUUCAAAGACACAACUGAAUGUUAAAGCUGUCUUUGACGAGGCCAUCAAAGUAGUUCUCGAGCCACCCAAUAACAACAACAUUAGUACAUCUCAGAAAGGCUGUUCCAUAUUGUGAUUGGAGAAAAGAAUAAACACGAAUCAACAGUUAGCUAAUCAUUGUUUCCGAGUGCCCAUUUUCUCUUAUUUCCAUUAAAUAAACAAGAAUCUGUUGUUUGUAGUCCUAAAAGCAGAACUCAUCAUUGGUCAAGUAUUUAAACUUUGGGGUUGUAUCUUUGUGUGCACUCUGUAUCUUUAAAUUAUUCCUAAGUGUUUACAUUUGCUUCGA